Messenger RNA from Rattus norvegicus (Norway rat), 2696 nucleotides. It is a transcript of the gene Ubl3, whose product is annotated as ubiquitin-like 3. Lineage: Eukaryota; Metazoa; Chordata; Mammalia; Rodentia; Muridae. Bases 789 to 1142 code for a protein of 117 amino acids. The record is from RefSeq and is marked validated. The transcript has 5 exons. Gene Ontology annotation, cellular component: plasma membrane.
CAGGAGGCGGCCGGGGCGUGUGGGAUUGAGGAGUGGAGGAGGAGGCGGAGAGUCAGGGCUCUGAGGGGGAGCUGUUCCCAAGCUAAGGGAGGAGCCCCCGGAAGACGCCGCGGAAGGCAGCGAGGCGGAGGCGGCCGGAGUACGGACGCGAUGUGGCCCGACCCGCGCUGCUGCGCUGAGGCGCCCGCGGCCUGAGCCCCCCGGCGCUGCGCUCGGUUCGGCUCGGCCCGGUUCGGCUCGGCUCGGCGGCCGGCGAGGUCGAUGCCCUUGAGCGCGGCUGCGCGCAGCUCGGCUGUGCGGCCCCGCGGCGCGCGCUGAGCUUCUCGGCGGCCCCGGCCGCUCUCAGCUCGGCGCUCGAUGUGUAGCCACAUAGUUAUCUGUACACUUCGUCGCCGGGGCUUUAAUGAGGACCUGAGUCGCGAGCGCGAGUGAAUCACCGCCUGGGCCGGGGAAAGAGGACGGCGCAUUUAACCCCCUCCCACCCCACUCCAUGUCCCUGUGUCACUCGGCUCUGUCCACCUGGCGCGGCGGGUCCUGGAGCUGCUACUGCUGCUGACGAUCGACUCCCCUCGCGCCUCUCGCCCCAGAAGCUCUUGUGCUCCCACGUAACUUCUACUUUUUUUUUUUCCUUUUGAGAAAGCUCAGCACGAACCGAUCAGAAUUGUGAAGGGUUUUUGUUUUUUUUUUGUUUUUUGUUUUGCUUUUGGGUUUUCCGAAGCUCCAGCACUUCUGCUCUUGUUUUUGUUUUGUUUUCUGCGUAAACCUCUGGCCCACUCUCAAAAGGCAAGAUGUCCAGUCAUGUCCCGGCGGAUAUGAUUAAUUUGCGCCUCAUCUUGGUGAGUGGAAAGACGAAAGAGUUCCUCUUCUCCCCAAACGACUCUGCCUCUGACAUCGCAAAGCACGUGUAUGACAACUGGCCCAUGGACUGGGAAGAAGAGCAGGUCAGCAGCCCGAACAUUCUUCGACUCAUUUAUCAAGGCAGAUUUCUACACGGAAACGUCACCCUAGGAGCAUUAAAACUUCCUUUUGGCAAAACAACAGUGAUGCAUUUGGUGGCCAGAGAGACCCUGCCAGAGCCCAAUUCACAAGGUCAGAGAAACCGGGAGAAAACUGGUGAGAGCAACUGCUGUGUGAUCCUGUAACAUCGUCGCCAGCGCAGGUGUGGCAGUCUGUUACCACUGCGGGGACAGAGGAGACUCGGCAGCUUCCGACACCUGUGGGACAGUCGCCCGCACAUCCAGACUGAACCACUCAUGAGCUCUGUGAUCUCUCCUCACAAAGUAAAAAGAACCAAGAACAUUUCCAGUCUGGUCCUUUAUUCCUGUAUCUCUUGUCUGUGUUGAGCAGUCUGAAAUGCACAGUGGUCUCCAGGGGAAAUAGCAAGUCUCUCAAGUCUCUCUCUGCAGAAACCGCCUUGCUGCCACAAAGACUCCUCCACAGAAGUCAGAAGGCGAGUGCUGCAAGUUCAAUUUGCACUAAAAACAUUAUUAUUUUCCUCAUCAGCGUAAUCUGCACAUGUCUGUGGCGCCCAGACGUUCUCCUGUGUGGAGUUCACCCUGGAGGACGCCCAUCAUCAGUGCAGUUAAUACCAGGCCAGUUGGACCGGGGAAAUGGGAAGGAAUCUAACAUGCUGGGUGAAUUCUACCAAAGUCAGCCACAGUGGCUGUCCUCGAAGGAUGUCAGACUGGGCAUGACUCUUGUCACCACAGCAAAUGAGAAGCCAUGCCUGCUGCUCACAGCACUCUGUAGAGGGUGCCCCUGCUGCCUGCCCACCGAGUCCUCCCCACAGGGGGCUCAUGCAGACAGCACAGAGGGGCCGCAGUGUGUCCCUAGCCUUAAUGUGGAGGGGCCAGUGUCUCGGUGCCAUCACUGUGCAGAACUGGUGGGAAGCCUCAGCGGUUGUGUACUUGAGUAUCAGAAGAUUGAUAGCUUGCGCCACCAUCACUCAUUCGAACCCUGCCGAGUGUACUCGCUCACUAGAGCAGAGGGAUCCUUUUAAAGUCUCCAGAUGCUAAUUUUGUUACUUUCUGUAGUUUGCAUUCGGAAUCAGUGCUUGCAAUUGUAUUAAAAUCACAAGCUGAGUUUUAAGGCAUACAUGAUCAAUAGCGCCACUCUUAUUUUUACCAAUAAUUUAAAGAUUGAGAUGCUAUAAAUAAACAAUUUGCACAGCACUAAAGCAUGAGCUAAUUUCAUCUAAACCUGUAAAAAAAAGAUUUUAUAUUUUUUUCACUGGGAAGAAAUCUUCCUGGAUGAAAUUACAAAUAUGUGUAGAUUAUAUUUAAUAAAAAAGACAUAAUAAAAUAUCUAACUGUAGAAUGCAAAUAUAGAUUGGCGUGUAGCAUAUAGACCAGUAUUCCAUAUCAAUAACUUUAUCCAGCCUUUUAAAAGAUGAAGUUGCAGACUACGUUGUGUUCUGUAUUUAAUGAGGGUUCUUGGCCCUCGGCAGCAUUAAAUGUAAAUGGUCUCUAUGGUCAUCUUUGUUUAAAUGCAAUCAGGUUACUUUAUUCAUUGUUAAUGCUUCCAUGAGAAGGCUUUAUAUGCAGUAGAUCUACGAAAAUAUUGUUCAUACUGAUCAGAAUUAAAUUUGUAUAGAGCAGAGUUUUAAAAUGAAUGUAAAUAGCACUAAACCUUUUCUUUCUGCAGCCUGUACUUAAUAGAUUUCUUCUGUAAACUAAAUAAAAAAAAAUUGUAGUGCA